AUGGCUGAGCUGCCCCAGCCUGAGAAAUGUUGGCCAACCAUCCUCCAAGGAUGGUGUUCCACCCAGCAAGAAACAGCCCAUUCUACCAGUUUAGAAAAGGCCCAGAAACUGACCGUCACCAACUUGAAGAAGGUCGGAGUUAGCGAUUCCGUCUUUGUGAAGGGGAAGGUGGCGCCCGAAGCCAAGAGAUUUGCCAUCAACUUGGGCCGAGAUAACUCAAACAUGCUGAUUCACUUUAACCCUCGCUUUGACGAAAAUGUGGUUGUGUAUAACACCAGGAAGGAUGGAAAGUGGGGUUCAGAGACACGGGAUCAUCACUUCCCAUUCAAGCAGGGAGAAAUCACGAGGCUCACUUUCACCUUAAACAGCGGUGAGGUAACAGUGAAUUAUCCUGACGGCCAUCGGUUUGAUUUCAAAAGACAAAUAAACCUGGACUAUGUCGAGUACAUCUCAGCGGCAGGAGACUUCGAGGUCCAAUCUAUCGACAUCAAAUGA
Messenger RNA from Eublepharis macularius, 495 nucleotides. RefSeq names its product galectin-1-like. Gene Ontology annotation, molecular function: carbohydrate binding; laminin binding. NCBI's taxonomy places the organism in Eukaryota, Metazoa, Chordata, Lepidosauria, Squamata, Eublepharidae. The record is from RefSeq and is a predicted model, not a curated record. The coding region runs from base 1 to 495 and encodes 164 amino acids. The transcript has 4 exons.